CGCACUUCGCGAGAUUCAAGAUGUCUGCGCCCAUGGAAGAUCGUCCCAAUUUUUGAACGCAAAUAAGAUAUCUAGUUCAACUGCAAGGUCCAUAUCAGUUUGGAACACGUUGGAGGCAAGAUGAGUUGUAGCAAAGAAAGUAAGGAGAAUGUCUUUGAGAGUAUCCUCAACAAGUAUUUAAAACUGUUGAAAGAGAAACCACUCAUUACAAAGGCUUGUACAAGUGCAUCAGUAUCAGCACUAGGUAACUUUAUCUCUCAGAAGGUUGCCCCUCAUCCUGACGGAAAAGUAAAAUGGAGGAGUGUAGGUGCAUAUGCAACUUUUGCAUUUUGUCUAAGUGCCCCCAUCAUUCAUUAUUUCUACAUAUUUUUGGAGAAGAUUCAACCACGGAAGGAAAAACCAAGUCAAAUAGACAAUAUAAAGCGACUGUUGAUUGACAGAUUUCUGUUUACACCACCAUUUAUUCUACUGUUUCUUUAUGUAGUUACCAUACUUGAGGGGCAAGGGUCAGCUGUAGCCAUUGAAAAGAUCAAAACACAGUUCUGGACAAUUUUGAAGAUGAACUGGAAAGUCUGGACCAUUUUCACAUUCAUUAAUGUAAAUUACAUCCCUGUCAGAUACCGUGUGCUAUUUGGGAAUAUGGUAGGACUGUUCUGGUCUGUAUUUAUUGCUGUCAAGAGACGUCAAAUGGGAGUGUGAAAGUUCUUGCUUUCCCUGAUCAUUCAUAUGUUAAAUGUGAUAUCUUCCACAUUUAAUCCACUGGCACAGUUUUAUUUGAACUACUGGUUGAUUCACCUGUGUUAUAACAAGGUUUUUGCUUGAUUGCUCCUUAAAUCGAAGAAAAUACCAUUUAUCUUAUACACUGUUAUGAAGAAUUCCAAGUGUAGUAACUGGAACUUUUAAAAUUGUAAAUAUUAAAAUUUGUUUAGGCAUUUUUGGCAAAGAAAUUUCACAAAAACAAUUUAGUUUGACUACAGGUGAUGCUGGACAUAGAUUUUCUGAUCAUCUUUAUUACCAUGAAAAACAAAAUACAGUUCUAACCAUUUGAUAAAAUCUUUAAAAAAAGUAAAUUUUGUCUGUGGCAAAAAGUGCAAUAUAAAAAUUUAAAUAUUGAAGAUGUCUUCAAAAUUUAAAAAGCUGUUACUACCGUCUAUAGAGAACUGUAGAAUUAUGUAUGACUUUUAUCUGGAUCUUGCAAAAUAAACAAGAAAUUUCUGAAAACCUCUGCUUCAAACACUUGGUGGACCAAACAGUAAUUUGGAUAUCAGAUUUCAUUAUAUAUUACAUAAUGUAAAUUGUCGCAUUUAAAAGAACCAUAUGGUGAAAUUCUGUAAAUUUAUAUGAUUGUAUAUGUACAUACUUUUGGUUUUGUUAAAAUAUACCCGAUAUAAAUGAAGUUGUAAGGGGUGGUAUACUGGUUCCAGGUUGUCUGUCUGUCUGUCCGUCUGCAAAAAUCUUAUGCACACCAACUCGCCCCUUGACAUAAUUUAAUGAAACUUCACACAAGGGAUCAGUGACAACAGUAGUUGUGCAUGGUGCAUGUUAGGUUCUUUCAGAAAAAAUAUUUGCAGAGUUAAGGGACUUUGUAUUUUGUUACUAUACUACAUUCAUAGUCUGCAUAUGCAAUCUUGUGUGCGCUUAAUCCCCUGAACCCAUACACAUAAUUUAAUGAAACUUCACACAAGUGAUUAGUACCCACCCUAGUUGUGCAUGGUGCAUGUUAGGUUCUUUCAGAAAAAAAUUCUGUAGAGUUACGGGACUUUGUCUUUAGUUACUAUACUAUAUACAUACAGUCUGCAUAUAUGCAAUCUUGUGUAGGCCUAAUCUUCCAAACCAUUGCUUACAAUUGAAUGAAACUUCACACAAGUGAUCAGUACUAACCUUACAUGGUGCAUUUUAGGUUCUUUCAGAAAAAUAUUCUGCAGAAUUAUGGGACUUUGUUUUUUGUUACUAUACUAAAUACAUAGAAUCUAUAUACAUACAGUCCACAUAAUUAUGCAACCUUGUGUGUGUCAAAUUGCUAUGUACUGUGUCAGUACGUGCAGGGGGGUACAUUCAUCACCUUCAGUGAUAAGUCUAGGUAGAUAUACUGUAAACUUAGAAAUGAUUUUGUGCAUUCUGUGUUAACAAUAAAAAAAAAUUUGCAAGCAAAUUUGGAUAGUCGAAAAAUUCACCAUUAGCUAAAUAUAAUGCUAUACUUUUACUGUUGAGUCAAAUAUUACACUAUAGUUGAGAAGAUGGUAGUCAAUGGAGAAUGUGAAAAAUUGCCAAUACCAUCAUUGCUAUCUUUACAGUAAAUAAUAUUUUUAAAGAUGUUUUCCUGCCAGAUUUUUAGGCACAUAAUUUUAAUAUAUAUCAAGAAUAAAUUAGGGAGUGAGAUGUGAGGUUGCGGUUGUAAAUGUGCAUCAAAAUAAUGUAAAAUACCCAGAUUUACUAUUAGGGUAAAGAUUUUUUUACUAGAUAUAAACUGAACACAUUAUUGUGCUCUUCAUACUUAUUUUGAUGUUUUGGCUUAGUCUGUACCUGUGAGAAAAACUUCUUUUAGUCUUUGAUUUUAUAUUUUCAGUGUUUUUGUUUUCUCUCUGACGUAAAUCUCCAGUAAAGUUUAAAGAAAUGAUUUCUGUGUCAUAUCUUUUAAGACGUCAAAACAUCUGACAUUGAUAGAGAGAAAAGUCCCAUGUGGCUGCCACAUGCAUAGAUAUGUAGACUGUGCCUAAUGCUUUACCGUUUUAAAAUAAAAGGCAAUAAGCAACAUGUUUGAGUUACCCAGGGUUUUGAGCAAUCCUAGCAUAAAAAUAUAUUUAGAAAAAUGUGUCUGGGGACUAAAUGAACUGCUUGACUCUACAAUUGUACCCAUGCCAUCAUUGCCUGAACAAGCAGUGAUUUACUUUACACUAGAAACAGCCUCAGGGACCAAAGGAAUAGUUCAGUUUAGAGGGGUUUAAAGAAUUUAUUUUUCAAUGGAAGGAAAUCAUUUUGAGGAAGACAAUUGCUCAGUUUGGAGAUGUUUCUGCUUUUAUGAAGUUCAAGGUUAUUGGGGUUCCACUGUAAUAUAUAAAAGAUGACUUUUACAGAGAUAGUGGAUAGCAUGUAAGAUUAUGUACAAAGGUUGUAAUCAAGGUUUAGAUAUUUUAGAUUUAAGUUCCUACCCACAAGGUAAAGUUGAUCACAUAAUUGGUUGAAAUUGAAAAGUGAUUGGUUGUCAAUAAACCUUGUACUAAUAUGUUGCAAACAUUAUUCUAGGUGGUUCUGUACUUCCAAACUCUUUUCUUGAUACUUUUGUUUAAAGCUUUAAAUGCAAAAAUGUAUUUUGAAUGCAUGCUGUAUUGUUGUUCUGUAGUAAUACCAAUUUGUCUGGGCUUUGAACUAUUUUCAUUUAGUGGAAAAUGUAAAUGAUCUUAUUUGUGAUAAAUUUAUUUUAUGUACUAUAAAAUCAUUGAUAUUCGUAGGGGACUAAUUUUCCUGGAUUUUGUGUUUGAGUCAGUCCACGAAAUUUAAUCUCAAGGAACAAGUAAAAUUCCCAUUCAUUUUAUGUUCAAAAAGUUGAUAUCCACGAAUUCAUAUCCCCACAAAAUUGCCGUUUUGACCAAAACCACGAAAUUUCAUGCCCACGAAAUUAAAUGAUUUUACAGUAUUGAAAGUAGACUACCUUAUUUUGAAAUUUUAAGUUUUACGACACCAGUAGGAAUUGUUGAUAUGAUUUUAUACGUAGACAAGUUCUAAAAUGUUAUGAAUUCAAGAAGACAAAGGGCAAAAUGUUUUGUUUUUUUUUAGUCACAUUUUUCUACUAUUUUGAUGCCCCCCUUCGAAGAGGGAGGGGUAUAUUGUUUUGCAGAUGUCGGUCGGUUGGUUGGUCGGUCUGUAUGUAGACCAAUCCAUUUCCGGAUGAUAACUCAAGAACGCUUGGGCCUAGGAUCAUGAAUGUUGAUAGAAGGUUGGUCAUAACCAGCAGAAGACCCUAUUGAUUUUGAGAUAAGUAGGUCAAAGAUCAAGGUCACAGUGACCCUGAACAGUUAAACAGUUUCCGGAUGAGAACUCAAGAAUGCUUGGGCCUAGGAUCAUGAAAGUUGAUUGGGAGGUUGGUCAUGACCAACAGAUGACCCCUAUUGGUUUUGAGGUCAAUACGUCAAAGGUCAAGGUCACAGUGACCAGGAACAGUUAAACGGUUUCCGGAUGAUAACUCGAGAAAGCUUUGGUUUAGGAUUAUGAAAGUUGAUAGGGAUGUUAAUCAUGACCAGCAGAUGACCCCUAUUGAUUUUGAGGUCAGUAAGUCAAAGGUCAUUGUCUUAGGUCUCAGUGACUCUGAAUACAGGGUUCCCACGCUACCGGGAAAACGGGAAAAGUCCGUGAAUUUCAAAAAUUGACUCCCGGCCGUGAAAAUACCGGGAAUUUGGCGAGAAAACGGUAAAGGUAUGGGAAAAUACCAGGAAUUAUCCAAUUUUGCUAAGGGAAGUAAUUCAUGAUUCAAAAUGGCGGACAUGGAUGUCAUUUCAAUUUCCUUUUUUGAAAAUACCGAUGUUUUUGUGGUUGAUGGGCCUAUAUAGUAGCUAUGCUUGAAUUUUUAAACAGUAAUUUUAGGCUUUCGGUCAUUUUUGUGUCGAUUUUUGAGAAGCCUUGUGAAAUUCCGAUUAUUUUUCGAGAACAAUUGUGAAAAUCUUGAUUAGUGACACGCUUGAAUUCAGUGAUCAAACAUCAACUUGACUGAAAAUAAUUUAAUUGCUGGAAGUGUAUCAAAGAUUAUAUAGAUAAUGUAGGUGGCACCAGAGGUGUAGUUAUUAUGAAGGAGUUGAUUAAUUCUUCACAACAUGCUAGACAAGUAAAUGAUUCAUAGUUUCCUUGAGAAAAAAAACUUGAGCAGGCUGGUCACAUUGCCCGAUCGGGCUUUCGACAUAAAAACUAAUAUUUCUUGAAAAAUAGCAAAGGUAUUUCUUUCAAACUUGGUCCAUUUAUUAAGCAUUUCAUAUGGUACAAAUUAAGAUAAAAAUAACUUGGUUGCCUUCAGUUUUGGUAGAAUUAUUUCCCCUUUUCAGAUUUUUAUGAUGCAUAAUUUUUGAAGUCCAAACAAAAUAUGUUCUAAUGCUAAGUUUAAAACAAAAAAGGGUUCAAUGGCUUUCUAAUGCUCUAAAUUAUUGCGCUAGUACAUGAAAGUAUACAUUGUACUGUGCUUUCACUAACAACAUUAUAGAAAUAUGUUAGUUUUAAAAAAAUUGUUCAUACAUCUGCACUAGAAACAAAGUAUUAACCUUAAAUACAUAGAAUAAAGGUAUUGGCGCACAAGUUUUGAGCAAUAGAAACCCAUUAUACCCUUUCCUGUUUUAAAAAUUGCAUUAAAACAUAAUUUAUUUGGACUUCAAAAAUUACGCAUCAUAAAAAUCUGAAAAAGGGAAGUAAUUCUAACAAAACUGAAGGCAACAAAGUUAUUUCUACCUUAGUAUGUGUCAUAUGUUAUGCUUAAUUAAUGGACCAAUUUUGAAAGAAAUAUCUUCAUUAUUUUUCAAGAAACAUUAGUUUUUAUGUCUAAAGCCCGAUCGAGCAACGUUACCAGCCUGUUGAGGACAGUAAGGAAACAAAAAAAAAAAAAAAAAAAAAGAAAAAAAGAAAAUUUGCAGAGCCUGUAUUUAUUAAGUAGAAAUUUUUAAGCAAUAUCGGGCCAUUAUGGCCCUCUUGUUCUUAUAUUUUUACACUGAAUCUAGAAAAAUUGAUGGGAACGUACAACCGAUAUGUCGUACAGAGGUCCUUGAAAAUCGCAACAAGGUCCUGGAAAAGUCCUUAAAUUUCAUAGACGAAAAAGUGUGGGAACUCUGUGAAUAGUUAAACCAUUUCCGGACGAUAUCCUGAGAACGCUUGGGCCUAGGAUGACGAAACUUAAUAGGGAGGUUGAUCUUGAUCAUCAGAUGACCCCUAUAGAUUUUUAGGUCAGUUGGUAAAAGGUCAAGGUCACAAUGACCCAGAACAGUUAAAACAGUUUCCAAAUGAUAACUCAAGAAGGCUUGGGUCUAGGAUCAAGAAACUUGAUAGGGAGGUUGAUCAUGAUCAGCAGAUGACCCCUAUUGAUUUUGAGGUCAAUAGGUCAAAGGUCACAUUGACCCAGAACAGUAGAACUUUUUUGUACAAUGACCAAAUAAUUUCUGUUCCUUGUGUAAUUACUGAAUGCAUCAAGCGGGGCAUUUCGUGUUCUACAAGCUCUUGUUUUUGUGUGUCUCAGGUGUUAUACUUAAAUCCUGUUUACCUGUUGUAAGGUUUUCAUACAGCAUUAUAUUCAGACACGUUACUAUUCAGAUAUUUGUACCUUUUUCUUUUUAUUGUUGUCAUCUCUUCAUGCAUUUUGAUAUACAUAUUUGAUAAGAAGAUUUCAAGGGAAAAAGCAUUUCUGAUAUAAAAAAAGAACAAUUCUUAUAAGAGAAGCAUACUGUUUCUUCAUUCUGAUUAGUCCUUAUACACUUUCUUUGACAUCAAGGAUUUAUAAGUACAAUUUUGAUAUGUAAGUGGAUCAAGAUUGAAGGACAAAUGCUUCAUGCUUGUAUAUACUGUAUUUACUUUGGAAUUGAGAGCUGUUUUCAGAUUUUUUAUAGCAGUAUUAGAAAAUGUUUUGUAAUGUUUUGCUUAGCCAAAAUUUGUGUGCGAUUUCUUUUUGACUUUGCUCAGUUAAUAACAAACAUUAUGUUUGACUUAAUGGAACACAGUUAAAACUCAUUGAUUUGAUGCGAGUCAAGACAGUUUUCUGUCUGAUCAUCGUAUUAUACUGUGAUUUGCAUGUAUAUAUGAAACUGAAACAAUGUUGCAUUGAAAAGAUCUCUGCCCUAACAUUCAUUUUUUAAAAGAAAAUCUAUUCCAUUUACAAAGCCCACCUUUUUAUGGGACAUUAGCUGUAUUGUUUUCUGUGAUUCAGUUUGAAGUUGUAAGUUUUAUAUAUUUGUUAGCCACAAGAAUUUGCAAAAUAUGUUAUCUAAAUAUUGUGCAUGUGACUUGAUACAAGUCUUGGGCUGAAAUGUUUUGGCAGAGAAUGUAAUGAAAUAGUUUUUAUCUGUUUUUAAUAAUUAAAUUUUAUUUAAGAUAA
Messenger RNA from Mercenaria mercenaria, 7057 nucleotides. RefSeq names its product peroxisomal membrane protein 2-like. The transcript has 5 exons. NCBI's taxonomy places the organism in Eukaryota, Metazoa, Mollusca, Bivalvia, Venerida, Veneridae. Gene Ontology annotation, cellular component: membrane; cytoplasm. Bases 121 to 699 code for a protein of 192 amino acids. The record is from RefSeq and is a predicted model, not a curated record.